Molecule: messenger RNA, 4243 nt
Organism: Silurus meridionalis
Lineage: Eukaryota; Metazoa; Chordata; Actinopteri; Siluriformes; Siluridae
Gene: sema3h
Product: sema domain, immunoglobulin domain (Ig), short basic domain, secreted, (semaphorin) 3H
Exons: 17
Coding region: 501-2762 (753 amino acids)
Biological process (GO): semaphorin-plexin signaling pathway; negative regulation of axon extension involved in axon guidance; positive regulation of neuron migration
Molecular function (GO): semaphorin receptor binding; chemorepellent activity; neuropilin binding
Source: RefSeq, a predicted model, not a curated record
GAGAUGAAAGGCAUACACCAACUGUCAUAUCCCUCUUUUUGAGAACACACGAGGAGGGAGAGAGGCGUGGAAUAGUUCCCUCCUUCUUUACAGAGUAGUGUUUGGAUGUAGAGAGAGAGAGAAGGCUAAAAGAGGAACACAAGAGAGAAAGAGAGACAUCAACUGCAAAUAGAGGAUUAAACAACACCACUAGAUAUUGAAAAGAAGAAAAAUCAAGAAAACAAAGAGUGUGUGUAUGUGUGUGUGUGUGAGAGAAAGACAGCGAAGAGAAAGAGCACUAAUCCAAGGAACCAGUGAUACUCUUAGAUGAGAGACAAGAAGACAAACAAGAAGAAACAGCAGAGAUAUUAAACCAGGCUGGAUUAGAUUUCUCUGCACUGUGAAGAACUACGCAUACACAUUUACACAAAGGUGUGUGUGAUGCACCCUGCCUGAGCGUCUGCCUCAGCUGUCUGCUUUUUGUUUGUGGUUAGAGCAUUUAGAGUGUAAAGUGCACAACCAUGAGGAGGAUAUUAUCUAUCACUUUUGCGUCGCUGCUGUUGAUUACUUUCACUGAAGCAUGGAGACCAUCUCAGCCCAGACUACAAUUCACACACUCGGAGCUGGUUCGAAGUGGCAGGCUGAUGUCACUGGCGCUCUCUGCAGGAGAUUUGAACUCGCUGCUUCCUGACGAAGAUGCCCGCCGUCUGUACAUCAGCAUGAAAGACUAUUUACUGUCAGCCAGCCUGGAUGAUGUCACACAACCCCAUCACAAGAUUUACUGGCCUGCGAGUCCAGAUCGAAUGCAGGACUGUUUGAUGGCUGGAAAAGACCCACAGCUGGAGUGUGCCAAUUUCCUGCGUGUAUUGGAACCUUAUAACCAAACGCACCUAUACGCCUGCGGAACAGGGGCCUUUAACCCUCGCUGUGCCUACAUCCCAACCCGCCUCUUCUUCACGGCUGAGGACCAGACACUGCAGUAUGAACACACAGAGUCUGGAAAAGGAAAGUGUCCAUAUGACCCCCACCAAAAGACUGCGACUGCCAUCAUUGAUGGGGAACUGUAUGCUGGAAUCACGUCUGACUUUAUGAGUCGUGAUUCUGCAUUUUUCCGUAGCCUGGGAGAACGGCAUGUGAUCCGCACAGAACAAUAUGAGCCAACCUGGCUUCAAGACGCUGAGUUUGUGCGUGUGGCCAUGAUGAAGGAGAGCGAUAAUGAGGAAGAUGAUAAGGUCUACUUGUUCUUCACUGAGCGUGCUCAGGAGGCUGAGGGGCCCGCCGGCAAAGUCUUGUACACUCGAGUCGCUCGCGUCUGCAAGAAUGACAUUGGAGGCCAGCGCAGUUUGGUGAAUAAGUGGAGCACAUUUCAGAAGGCUCGAAUGAUCUGUUCUGUGCCCGGGCCUGAUGGCUUACAGACGCACUUUGACCAACUGCAGGACAUUUUCAUUCAGCAUGGCAAAGACGAGAGGAACCCCCUGAUAUACGGCGUCUUUACUACCACCAGCGAUGUGUUAAAUGGAUCAGCGGUGUGUGUCUACCGUAUGCAAGACAUCAUCCGUGCCUUCAAAGGAAACUUCUACCACAGGGAUGGGCCACAGUAUAAGUGGGCGGAGUUUACUGGGAGAGUACCGUAUCCCAGACCUGGAACAUGUCCAAGCAGCACUUACGGAAGUUUCCGUUCCACACGGGAGUAUCCUGACGACGUCAUCUUCUUUAGCCGCACUCAUCCGCUGCUGCAGGAAGUGGUGCGUCCUGUGGAUAGCCGGCCUUUGCUAAUUAGAGUUGGUGUAGACUACAAGUUGACCCGCAUCGUUGUGGACAGAGUGGAGGCUGUGGAUGGACAAUAUGAUGUUCUCUUUAUUGGGACAGAUUCUGGCCUGGUGCUAAAGGCAAUUCACCUCCCGAAAGAGCAAGGACAAAGUCAAGAGGUCACCCUGGAACAGCUGCAGGUCUUUAAGCACAAGUCACCAGUCACCGCCUUGACACUGUCCAAGAAGAAGUGGCUGUUUGCGGGAUCUGCAGAGGGCGUGGCUCAGUUGGCUCUGUAUCAGUGUGACCUAUACGGUCAAGUGUGUGCAGAGUGCUGUCUGGCCAGAGACCCAUAUUGCAACUGGGAUGGCCAUGCAUGCAGCCCUUAUAUGCCAAUUGCACGCAGGAGAAACACUCGUCAUGUUGGUGAUUACAAUAAUCCUUUAACUGAGUGUGUCAGACAGGGAGCUGGCCUGGAGGUGCAGUCAGAGGAGAAGGAAAUAGUGGUGGCUGAGGGGAACAGUACCUACCUGGAGUGUCUGCCUAAUUCGCAUCAUGCCAAAAUCACCUGGUUUAAACAGAACGGAGAGAACAGCCUGGAACAAAACGAGGUGACUUCAAGGGAUCAGCUCAUAGUGAUUGACAGGGGCCUUUUGAUACGCAAGGCAGAGCAUAACCAUGGUGGCAUUUAUCACUGUCAGCUUGAGGAGCAUGGCUUCCGUUGGACGGCUGUAACGAUUCGUUUGAGGGUGUGGAGUACCAGCCAGCGUGUAGGCACCAUCUCCCCUCAGCCAGGAGUGCAGCAGGAUAUGAUUACUUUGAUUCACCACAGUGACUUGGAGCACUACUGCAAGGAGCUGGGGAAACAGCAGCAUGAUAAAAAAAAGACCAGGGAAAAGGAGCAAGCACAGGAGAGAAAGAGAGGUGACAGACAGAAACAUGGAGGAGAACGUGGAGAGAAGGAGAGGGGAAAAGGCAGGAAAAACAGAAGCAAAAUGGGGAGCUCUGCCUCAAGGUCUCCUAGAAGCACCUAGAGACAUUGUAUCUACCAAAAAGAUAUUCUACAAACAAUACAAUAAAUACUAUAAAAAAAAAAAAAACUGAAUAGCAAACACAUUUACAAACUUAAAUAUGACCUGCCAUAUACAUGAACAUACACAGAUUGUUGAUAAUGUUAUUUGGUUGAAGCUAAAUUAAAAGGACUGUUUCUGAACAGCAAUUUUAUGAAUGAUGGGGGCUGUAAUUUUUAAGUAGGAUGAUCUCAAAAUCAAUGGACACAUGGACAUAUUCUGUUAUAAUAAAUAGCGACUGAGCCCUGAAGAGCUGAAACCCAUGACAGACAAGUAAAGUGUCUCAGACACUCUUGUAUUUUGUGUAAAUAGGAAAAGACUUCAUCAUUUUUGGAGCAUCAGCAAAAGCUGUGCUUAAAAAAAAAAGACUGCUUUGAAGCACAAAUGUUAUAGUAUUUGCAUAUAAGCUGCAUCUAAAUGUAUUUGUUCUGAAUGUUUUUUUUCCUUUUUUUCUUAUUUAUCUUUGUAUUUAUUUUCACUGCCUUUGAAAGAUGUAUAUUUGCCUUGACUUGCAACACGCACAUAUAUGUGAUAACUCGAAGCUUGAUGUUUUGCUUGAUCUUUUCUGGCAUUGGGCUAAAAAAAAAAAAAAAAACGGACUUGACUAAACAGAGAGAGAAAGCUUAAAAUUCAUUUUCUACUUAACCGUACCUGAACUGUUUUGUAUAGGAGCACUUCAUGCAAAACAAAACAGACCUGAUGGCAACCAUGCAUGAUGUACAUGAUAACAUCUAGCGUUGUGACGACACCAGGGCCACCAACCGAACCAUUUACUUAACAGAGUUUAAGCAGGGUCACUUCAUCCAGGUGCAGGCUACGCUUGUGAAUUUAUGAAUAACAGAAUCCUGUGUUUAAAACAUACCAUUUAACUGUUGCUCUUAACAUGUACAGUACCAGUGAAUAAUGUGUUUAUUCACCUGCAUUUAAAAACAGGCUUCAUUUUUUUUUUUUUUUUUUUUUUUUUUUACACGUUAAAAUAACGAAUUUUACAUAAAGUAACGAAUUCUUUACAUAAAACUUAAGAAACUGAUCGACCAGCUUUAUGAAGGAAACACCUUUCUGACAAUCUUCUCACUUAUGUUCAGGCUGCACUUCCUGAUUGAUCCUGGAAAGGGUCAUGAUCAAUCUGGAGUGUAUCCAGUGAACAAUGGGCACAAGAUGGGAGCACCCCCCUGGGUGGGACACCAAUCCAUUGCAAUUCGAGUCAACAAUCCAACGAUUGGCCAUUUUUUUUAGAAAGUCAGUUUUGUUUUUGCUAAUUCCUAUCUACAAGUUUGUUUUUUGUGUUUAAGCAACAGGUACUAAGCUGGAAGAGUAAAGGAUAAUACACUUCUUCUGAGACAUGGUCCAAUCACUGUAUCAUAGGAGCGCUAAACAUGCUUGGAAGAGAGCACAAACCUGCCUGUUCUGUACAUAUAAGUAAAUAAAUAAAGGUUCAAUCUGGA